Vollenhovia emeryi is the source of this 4381-nucleotide messenger RNA. RefSeq names its product importin-4-like. Gene Ontology annotation, biological process: protein import into nucleus. Gene Ontology annotation, molecular function: small GTPase binding; nuclear import signal receptor activity. Bases 264 to 3509 code for a protein of 1081 amino acids. Gene Ontology annotation, cellular component: cytoplasm; nucleus. The record is from RefSeq and is a predicted model, not a curated record. The transcript is spliced from 15 exons. NCBI's taxonomy places the organism in Eukaryota, Metazoa, Arthropoda, Insecta, Hymenoptera, Formicidae.
AACAGAGAAAAGAACGAAGCCAAGAGAGAAAAGUGAUCAGCGUCGUCGACAAGACGAGCCCUCUGACGGCGAGGCGCAUCCGCACGAACGUCGCCACCACGUCUGAAUGGUCUGAAUCACGAUGCUACGAACAGGUCCCUCAUAGUCAUAGGUCUGAAUGGCGGCGGUGGGCAGCAGUCGGGUCGACCGUCCGUCCGUGCGCUCCAGCGAGCUUUUACCUUUCGGCUGAAACGAGGAGAAAAAACCCAUAGGGAGGAGGGAAAAUGGAGCGCCUACUGUUGAAUUUGCUCACGGCCGACAAUGCUGUGAUACAGGAGGCAACCAAGGAGCUUAAGAAAGUACUUCAAACUCCGGAGAGCGUGUCAGCUUUGUGCCAAGUUGUCGUAACGUCGAGGAGCCCAGAGAUACGGCAGUAUGCGACUCUUGUUCUUAGGAGACGUUACACUAAAGGGAAGAGCUGGACAAAAUUGUCUGUACCUAUACGAACUGAAUUUAAGAAAGUUAUUUUACAGGCCUUGGAACACGAGGUGGACAACACUGUUAGAAAAAGUAUAGCUCAAUUAAUAGGCGUCAUUGUUAAACACGAAUUACCUACGAACAGCUGGCCGGAGAUUAUACAUUACGUGCAACGGUUAAUCGCUAGUGAAAGAUUGGAGGAUAAAGAACUAGGCCUUUAUACUUUAUCAGUUAUGACAGACAUUACUCCGGAUGCCUAUACCUCGCAUGCCAGAUCUCUGGUGAUGCUUCUCGCUCAAACGUUGAGCACUCUUGAGAGCUUAGGAAACCCUGCCGCUUUUUACAUUUUGGACACAUUGCGACAUCUCAUCCCCGUAGCUACACACGACGAAACGAUAGUACAUACUUAUGGUACAAUGAUGCCGUUGAUAAUGGCCACGGUUCAGGCUUUAUCCGAAUCCGACCACGAUGUAUCCUUCGCCAUCCAAAGUUUCGAACUGUUGGACGAAUUGUGCGAGAAUAUGAUUGCUGUAAUAACGCCCCACGUGAAACACCUUGUCCACAUGAGCCUCACGAUCAUCGCUAACAAAUCUAUAGAAGAGGACUUAAAAAUUAAGGUCAUCAGUUUCAUCGGCUGGCUGGCGAGACUGAAGAAAAAGGCUCUUGUGAAGCACAAGUUAGUGGAGCCUAUCGUUGACAUGCUAUUCGCAGUCAUGAUGAAUAAACCGGACGAUGACGACGAUUAUUCAAAUGUAGAGAAUGAUAAUACUGUUUUAACAAGCGUUACUCAAACUUUGGACUUACUCGCGAUGCAUUUGCCGCCGGAAAAACUAAUUCCGCAUUUGUUGCGACAUAUCGAACCUGGACUACGAAGUACAGACGAUUAUGUGAAGAAGACGUCGUACGUGGCUAUAGCUGUGCUAGCGGAAGGUUGCGCGGAGUACAUUCGCUCCAACUACCUUGAAUUCUUCCUGCGGUGUAUCUGCGAAGGAAUCUCCUAUCCGUCGCCCGUCGUGCGCAACGCCGCGCUUUACGCCUUGGGUCAAUACUCGGAGCACCUGCAGCCGGAGAUCUCGCAGUAUUCGUCCGAGUUGCUGCCUGUACUGUUUGAAUAUCUCGGUCAGAUAUGCACGUACAUCAAACAAGAGAAGAAAGAACCGCACGCGGUCGGCCGGAUGUUCUACGCCCUCGAGAUGUUCUGCGAGAACUUGCACGAGAGGAUCCUACCGUACUUGCCCAAACUGAUGGAGAGGUUGUUCGAAAUCCUGAACGCAGAUACGUCGCCGCACGUGAAGGAACUCACCCUAAGUGCAAUAGGAGCCGCCGCCUGUGCCAGCAAGGAGCACAUGCUACCGUACUUCGAAACAAUCAUGAACCUUCUUAACAAUUAUCUCACCACCGAGCCAAACGAGGAAAACAUGUGUCUUCAAGUUCAAGCAGUCGAUACUCUCGGAGUGAUUGCUAGGUCGAUAGGCGAGGAACACUUCGCCCCAUUGGCAGCCACGUCGCUCGGUCUCGGAAUAAAACUGCUGAGAAAUACGAUUGAUCCAGACUUGCGGAAGUCUCUCUACGGUUUGUUCGCUGCUAUCAGCACCGUAAUGAAAAAGGAGAUGGCCGUGACUUUGCCCGAGAUCGUCGAAUACAUGAUAAUGAGCAUACGGAGUGCAGAUGGGAUUAUGAUGCACUUUAAGGACGACGAAACUAACGCCCUUGCGGUUUAUGAUGAUCUCAGUGACACCGAAAAUGAAGAAGGAGAAGAAGAGGACAUUGAGUGCACUGACAACGAGGAUGACAAUGAUGAAGAGAUCGACGGUUACAGUGUUGAAAACGUCUAUAUGGAAGAGAAAGAGGAAAGCGUGUUGGCACUGAAGGAAAUUGCCGAAUACACAGAAGAGGCGUUUAUGCCGUAUCUCGAAAGAUCCUUCGAGGAGAUUUUUAAGUUGAUCAAUUAUCCUCAAGAAGACAUACGGAAAGCGAGUAUAGAGGCUCUAUUGCAGUUCUGUGUUAAUCUCUCGAAAAUCAAUACCGACGAAGGUAAAAAAGCACUGUUGAAGGCUCUCUCCAUGUUCAUCCCGAAGCUGUCGGAGCUGAUAAGAUUAGACGAAGAGUUGACAGUCGCCAUUUGCGGUUUGGAGGCAUACCAGGAACUUUUAAGGGAAGUCAAAUCGGACGUUAUCGUCGGUAUUGGUCACAAAGAAGCCAUAGUAAAUUGCGUGAUGGAUGUAAUGAAAGGCAAAACGGCGUGUCAAGAUCAGGAGGAAGUCGAAGGUGUCGAUACCGAAGCGGAACAGGACGAGCUACUGAUAGAAUGCGCGGGGACUGUAUUUUCUAAUUUGGGAGGAGUGCUCUUGGCAGAGGACUUUUCGCACUACUUUCAGACCAUGUUGCCUUUCUUCAUAAAAAGAAUGAAAAUGGACAAUUCGGAAGCACAAAGAUCCUUUGCUGUUGGAACGAUAGCCGAAUGUUUGCCCGGGCUUAACCACAUGACGGUUGCGUAUGUCGCACAACUGCUUCAAGCUUUUCUACAAAGUACCCAAGACCCCUGUAGCGAAGUUCGUAGCAAUUGCUUCUUCGGAAUCGGAGAACUUGUUUUUUAUGGAAAAGAGGCAGUUUAUCCACAUUACCCUAAUAUUCUCCAAACUUUAUCAUGUGCCAUUGCGGAAGAGACGGAUGCAGCUGCACGUGAUAACGUAGUUGGGGCAAUCGCACGACUUAUUAUCACGAAUUAUUCGAAUUUGCCGCUUGAACAAGUAUUUCCAGUUUUUGUUGAACAGUUACCUUUGAAAGCAGACUUCCAGGAGCAUAAAGCUGUGUUUAAAAGUAUUCUUACAUUAUAUCAAGCUGGAGUCACUCUCCUGCAGUCUUACAUUCAUACGUUAUUGAAAGUUGCAGUUGUCAUAUUACACGAAGAAAAGACUGUCGACGUCGAAACGCAAAAUCUCGUCAUGGAGUUUAUCAAGUCUGCCCAGCGAGAUUUUGUGAACGAUUGGAAUGCACUUUUUACCGAGCUGCCUCCAGAAGUUGUCACAAACAUUCAACGUAUAUUUUCCUAAUAUAAACGAUUAGUCAUGCAUUGCAUUUUAUCGUGUUUUAACACCUAAAAUGUUGAUUAAUUCGUACGUUGAUCCGCAGAAAACGGCUCUUUUUAAAGUAUAUUUUCAAAAUAAUUUUUUUGUCUUCAGUUCUUCCCCGCAAUUCAUUUCAAUUGUGGGAUAAAACUAAGAAAAGUAAGUCACGAGGCGAGAAUAACUGCAGUCGAUUAAAUGUAUAUUCCCAGCAGCUUUAUAGACAAAUACUCAUCGGAGUUUUUUUUACUAUUAGUUUAGUCUGCGUCUUUAUUCGUUACUUGCAAUAUAGCUUUAUAAAAUGCCCGUUUGCGACUCUCAUUUAAUAAGUAAAUAAUUUAUAUUAUCUUACAAUUAAAUGAGCAAUUUGUUACCUUUUUGAUGCAUGUGUUAAAACAAUUCUUCCUCUGCUCUCCUACUAUAAAUAGAUAGACCGUAAAUGUUGUAUAAUAAACCGAAAAAGGAGAGAAAAGUCUAGGGAGGGAAGAUUUUAGAAUAUCUGAUUUUCCGAAUGACUAGGGAAUCUCACGAUUCUCUCUUGCAUCGUUCGAUUUUUUAGACCUCGCUCACGGAAUUAUUGGGUCUGUGUAGAUUUGAAAAUUCUUUAGCGUCCAGUGAGCGUAUAAAUGAAAGAUCUGGUUGGCAUACAGAAGUGGUCUAAGCGCGCUUAACGAGAAUACGAACAAAGCUCUGCCUCCAGCAUAGGCGUCGAUGCCAUUGUUACCGAUGAGAGCAGGUAGUGUCGGUUUUCUUUCUUCUUGACUGCAACCAAAAACGUACAGUCUAGCGUACCGUAGCGUAAAUACUGAAAAUAAAUGUAUUAUGUGACUAAUAAAAGUAUCGUACGUGCUCGUUUUUUU